Daucus carota subsp. sativus is the source of this 2221-nucleotide messenger RNA. Its product is annotated as importin subunit alpha-2. Gene Ontology annotation, cellular component: nucleus; cytoplasm. The coding region runs from base 162 to 1748 and encodes 528 amino acids. Lineage: Eukaryota; Viridiplantae; Streptophyta; Magnoliopsida; Apiales; Apiaceae. Gene Ontology annotation, molecular function: protein binding; nuclear import signal receptor activity. The record is from RefSeq and is a predicted model, not a curated record. The transcript has 12 exons. Gene Ontology annotation, biological process: NLS-bearing protein import into nucleus.
GAAAAGUUAACUCAAAAAAUCAUAGCGACCAAUAAUUUCUUCAAUUUAAAAGGACUUUCCCCAGCCUAUAAAACCAACAUAACGUGUAGAACAAAAACAAUCUACCCACUCCGCCUCUUCAUUCUCUCCAAUUCCAGCCGCUAGGGUUUUUGAGUGAAACGAUGUCGUUGAGACCCAACGCGAGGACCGAGGUUCGUCGGAACCGCUACAAAGUCGCCGUCGAUGCCGAUGAAGGUCGGCGCCGGCGAGAGGACAAUAUGAUCGAGAUCCGGAAGAAUAAGCGGGAAGAGAGCUUGCUUAAGAAGCGUCGAGAAGGCCUUCAGGCAAAUCAGUUCCCUCAAGCUCCUGUCGUUGAGAAGAAGUUGCAAUUGGAGAGUAUUCCUGGUAUGGUUGCCGGGGUGUGGUCCGAUGAUAGUAAUAUGCAGCUGGAGGCAACCACUCACUUCCGAAAAUUACUUUCAAUAGAGCGGAGCCCUCCAAUCGAGGAAGUCAUUCAAUCUGGAGUUGUUCCACGUUUUGUGGAGUUUCUCAUGAGGGAAGACUACCCACAACUACAGUUUGAGGCUGCAUGGGCUCUCACAAAUAUUGCUUCUGGAACCUCUGAAAAUACCAAAGUGGUGAUUGACCACGGUGCUAUUCCUAUCUUUGUGAAGCUUCUUGGUUCUCCAAGUGAUGAUGUUCGGGAGCAGGCUGUUUGGGCAUUGGGAAAUGUGGCUGGUGACUCUCCUCGAUGUCGUGAUCUUGUCCUUGCUAGUGGUGCUUUGCCGCCUUUGCUGGCUCAGUUGAAUGAGCACGCAAAACUUUCUAUGCUAAGAAAUGCUACCUGGACGUUAUCGAAUUUUUGCCGUGGCAAGCCACAACCUCCUUUUGAGCAGACUAGGCCAGCACUUCCUGCUCUCCAGCGCCUUGUUCAUUCUAAUGACGAAGAGGUGCUGACAGAUGCAUGCUGGGCUCUAUCAUAUCUCUCUGAUGGUACUAAUGAUAAAAUUCAAGCUGUCAUCGAUGCAGGUGUCUGUCAACGUCUUGUUGAGCUUCUUCUUCAUCCUUCACCAUCGGUUCUUAUUCCUGCACUUCGAACUGUGGGGAACAUUGUGACAGGGGAUGAUGUCCAGACUCAGUGCAUUAUUAACUUUGGUGCUCUGCCUUGCCUGCUGAGCUUGUUGACCCAUAAUCAUAAAAAAAGCAUUAAGAAGGAAGCUUGCUGGACGAUUUCAAACAUUACUGCUGGGAACAAAGAACAGAUACAGGCUGUAAUUCUGGCGGGGUUAUUUGGGCCUCUGGUUAACCUUCUUCAAAAUGCUGAAUUUGACAUUAAGAAAGAGGCAGCAUGGGCAAUUUCAAAUGCCACUUCCGGUGGUAGCCAUGAUCAAAUCAAGUUUCUGGUGAACCAGAGCUGUAUCAAGCCUUUGUGUGAUCUACUAGUCUGCCCUGAUCCUAGGAUUGUUACUGUCUGUUUGGAAGGACUGGAAAACAUCUUAAAGGUAGGAGAAGCUGAGAAGAAUUUGGGAAAUAGUGGAGAAGUCAACUAUUAUGCUCAACUAAUUGAUGAAGCUGAGGGGCUUGAAAAAAUAGAGAACCUGCAGAGUCAUGACAAUAACGAAAUAUAUGAGAAGGCUGUUAAGAUUCUGGAGACAUACUGGCUGGAAGAGGAAGAUGAGACUCUUCCAACUGGUGAUGGCAAUCAAGCUGGAUUCAACUUAGGAGGGGCUGAUGGAAACCUUCCAUCGGGAGGUUUUAAUUUUGGUUAAGGGGCUUACUUUCUGUGUGGGGAAGGUUGUCGAAGUAAGCAAGGUCUAGUAUGGCGUCGCGUCAGGUCAGGACCAGUCCGGUUGGGUCAGGUCGGGUCAAAGCACCACAUUGUGUCUUGUUGUCAUCUAACACAGCUGUUGUUGUGGCUAAAGAUGAGCCGAGGUCGGUCAAGGUUUAAUAGAACGUGGUGAAAUAAAUUUGGGGGGAGGGGGGUUGGGGUAAUUGUGUCAAGAGGCAUAUAUGUCUUGAGUUGAAUGUUUUACAACCAAGUUUCAAGUUGGUUAUUGUAACUUGAGUAAAGGUUGGGUCAAACCGGAGUUUUGUUCUUAGUUCUUGGUCUGUUACAUAGUCCGGCAUUGGCCGGGGGUGGAUGGUGUAUACUCUUGUCUUACGUAUUGUGGGAUGAUGAAAGAUUAAUUGUGUGAUGUGUUACCCUUUAUAUAUAUAUAUGAUUUGAAACUGCUUUCUUUUA